CGUCACAAGCUUGCAACAUGGCGUCCCGAAGGCUGUGAGGUGAGCAAGAGGAUGGAACAUUGAGAACGCUCCUACCGAUGUAAUAAGCUUCAGGUGGUGAUCGUGUAGGAAGAGAGAGAAGGAAGGAAAGGUAUAAAGGAAGGAAGGUAGGUGGAAAUGGAGCUGCCAAAUCAUGCCAAACAACUGCUUCUGCAACUGAACCAACAAAGGGCGAAGGGCUUCCUGUGUGAUGUCAUCAUUGUGGUGGAGAAUGCGCUGUUCCGCGCCCACAAGAACAUCCUGGCAGCCAGCAGCAUCUACUUCAAGUCCCUGGUCCUCCACGACAACCUCAUCAACCUGGACACGGAGAUGGUCAAUCCGUCUGUGUUCCGGCAGGUUCUGGACUUUAUCUACACGGGCAAACUGCUGUCCUCCUCCACUGAGCCGGGCAGUGAACAGAGCUACAGCGCUCUGCUGACGGCCGCAAGCUACCUCCAGCUUCACGAUCUUGCCGCUCUCUGCAGGAAGAAGCUGAAACGCGGCGGGGGGAAGCCCCUCGCUGGGAAACCCCUCGCUGGGAAACCGUCUUCCCAGGGCGCCCUUGGGAGAAUACGCAUCAUCAACCAGCGCCGGGCCUCCUCAGGCCCCCUCAACCACUUCUCCGCCACCCCAUCCGAUGCCGACCAGAUGCAGCCCGACGACGGAGUCCGCGACAAGCUCUCGGACGACGAGACGUUCGCUGGGAACAAUGGCAGCACUGGGGGGAACAACGGCAGCAGCAACGGGAACCUCAGCAGUGGCGGGGAGCCAGACCUGGGGCUGGACUUGUCCAAGAAGAGCCCCGCCUCCGGGGGGGGGGGCAGCGGCGACGCCCUCAGCCCACACAGUUGCCAGGAGUCUCCCCAAUCUGCCUCAGUGUCCACCACCAACAGUGCCUCUUUGGACGACUCUUCCACCCUCCUGACCGGCCUGGACGCCUCGUGCCCUGAGCCUAUGGAGCUCACUCCCACCCCCAGGGCACCCAGAGAUGGCACCCCCCAGCCCCCUGGACUGCAGCCCCGCAAGAGCUCCCGUCAGGUUGCCCGGAAGAAGGAGUGGCCCAAGAGAGAAGUGUCUGGCCUGAAAGCCGAGGACAGAGACAGGCCCCUGGCCAACGGGGUCAUUGUGGGGCCCAAAGAUGGCCGCUACUCCAGUGGAGGAGCAGGAGGAGGAGGCAGCAGCAGCAGCUUUAUCUCAGACCAGUCCUUCCAGUGCAAGGAGGAGGAGGAGGAGGAGGGAAGGGAGAAUGGCCAGGAGCAUAGCGACGAGAGCGGGGAGAGCGACGGGGAGAGUGGCGAGACAGGUCGAGGAGGAGGAGGCGGAGGGAAAGGAGGAAGAGGUGGCAACCGCAGAGCCAACUACGUCUACCGCCAGGAGGGCUUCGAGCCGGCAUUCGGGGACAACCUCUACGUGUGCAUCCCCUGCGGGAAGGGCUUCCCCAGCUCGGAACAGCUCAACGCCCACGUGGAGUCCCACACCGAGGACGAGCUCUACAUCAAAGAAGAGGCCGGCACCUUUGUCAAAGAGGAGGAGGAGGAGGCCGAGGACCUCUCGGCUGCACCCGCCGCACCGGCAUCCGCCUUCGGAGGCUGCGAGCCGCGGCCCUUCAAGUGCACGGUGUGCAGCAAGAGCUACAAAGACCCGGCCACCCUCCGCCAGCAUGAGAAGAGCCACUGGCUCACACGGCCAUUCCCCUGCAACAUCUGUGGCAAGAUGUUCACCCAGCGCGGCACCAUGACGCGGCACAUGCGCAGCCACCUGGGCCUCAAGCCCUUCGCCUGCGAGGAGUGUGGCAUGAGAUUCACCCGCCAGUACCGGCUCACCGAGCACAUGCGCGUGCACUCGGGCGAGAAGCCCUACGAGUGCCAGCUGUGCGGGGGCAAGUUCACCCAGCAGAGAAACCUCAUCAGCCACCUCAGAAUGCACACCUCGCCCUCCUAGGGGAACCAACAAGCCAAAGAACCCUGGGAAUCCAAACCGGGGGGGAAGAGGAGAGAAGGAGCUAGCUCUCCCCGGUUUUCGUCCCGCCUCAAAAAGCAAAGAAACACGCACACACUUACAUACACAUUUAGAUAUGCGCACACAACCUUUUUAACACACUUGUUUCCAGAACUGCAUUUCUCUGGGCUGAGUGUGUGCUGUCACACAUGGCGAUCAGGGUGUGACACACGUGUGCAUGCACACACACCUCUCUCUCUGGCCCACCUGAUCACUGUUAUUACCUCUAGCCACACACACACACACACAUGUACACACCGUCUCCAGUCUGGGAUUGCUGCUUGGAGUUUUUAGUGGCCCCAGCUCUGGUUUAUCAGAUUGUCCAGUCCUCUCAGGCCCAGCAAGCCCAGACGUCUGGUACCAGGCCCAGACGCUGUCCCAACAGCACCUCACCACACGCAAUAAUCUGAACCUGAACAUAUGGUUGUGUUGUAACAAAUCAGCUUUAGCUCCAUGUAACAGUGGGGACGGGACAUGGGAAAGGGAGGGGGGUGGGAUGCAUGUGGGCUGUAAGGGAGGGGGGGUGAUGGGUGGGGGGAGUGGGGUGGUGACCCUCUCUAUGCUUUAUCCUGACGCGUGAAGGGGGUUUCUGGUGGGUAGAGGGUGGGAUUGGAUGAUUCAGAUUAUUCAAGAUAUAAUGCUCCCCUCCCCCGGUUGUGGCUGUGGGGAAGAGAGAGGGGGAGGGGAGCAGUUACCUGGGGGCAAGGAGAUGCCCCCCCCCCCCCCCAGGUACGAGGUCCAGUCAAAUAACUUUUCUGUGACUGUUUCAACUGGAAGCUUUGGGGAUUUUUCUUCUUGGAAGGGGAGGGAAGGGAUGGGGGGGGGGGGGAGAAGAAGGGAGAGAGAGGUUGGUGAAAGCUGAACGCCAUGCUCAGUGGGUACGUUUAUUUUGUCUGUAUAGCUUUCCUCCCCUCACAAAACAGUUAAGUCUAUUUGUAUAGGCUUGAGAUUUCUCUACCUCGGGUGACUCUUACCAACUCUGUUGAUUAGUUGAACUUAUGUAAUUACUUGUAUAAAGUGUGUAGAUUCCAGUUAUCUUACACCUAAUGCUUUAACCUGCCCAUCUCUCAACACAGGUUUUUAAUGCUUUUAGAUUUUAAAUGUUAUAGCAUAGUUUUUAACAAUCGUUUUUUAUUGUUACAGAGAGCAGAGAUAGCUUUUGCGGGCGCUGUACUCAACACACCCCCACCUCAAAACGUACUGUAUCCUCCUUGCCUCCAGCGAAUAGUGGUUAGUUAGACUAGAUGCAGUGUUCCAAAGAUCGUUGAGCUAACUAACAAACGUUGCUAGACAAGUUCAUAACCAAAGUUAUAAAAAAAUAUGUACUUAAGAUAUAUAGCAUACUAAAUUAUUUUGCUUUUGCUUUUUUUUUUUACUGUAUAAAAAACAAACAAAUUAUUAAUUAUUUUCUCGUUCCAUACAAAUAAGUCCUUGCUUAUGAAGAAAUCUUGACCACUGACUGGAGAUUCAGGAGAGAUUCUGUGUUUGCAAGGAAAGCUUGUGGUGAUAGGUGGGCGGGUAUGAAUGUGAACUUUACACCAAAAGAAAUGUAAAGUUUACUAUGUUCCCUAAACAUUUUCUCUGUUUCUAAGGGGUCCUUCUCAUCACUUUAUAUUCCCUAACUUAAAAAAAACAGGACUUGAUGACAGUGUAUGUGUUCUGUUCAGACCAAAAAAACAAAAAAAGAUUGAAUCUAUAAUCAUGAUUUUUAAUGUGAAGUUCUAAGUUUGCUUUGUUAGAUUUUAUUAUUUUUUUGAGCCAGACUUGUGAAAGCUUGUAUAGGGGAGAGGCUGAGAGGCACUGGACAGCUCAGCUUAUCAUUUAUUUCUCCUGAUUGUAUCACACAGACACACACUUCCAGACCUGAUUGUAUUAUACACACUUAUCAUAGCUGAUUGUAUCACAUGCACACACACACACACACACACUACCAGACAUCUACAUUAUCACCUCUUCUUUCCCUCUAUGAAUAUGAGUUAAUCACCAUUGUCCCGCCCUGAACCUGGGACAUUAUAAACCCCCUCCUAGCCCCUACACCAAACUCCCCACCCUCCCAGCUGCUGUACAGCUCCUCCACCCUCCCCCAGGAGCAAAAUUCUCCUACUUGGAGCUUUUGAUUUAGGCAUUCCUCUGUUGUGUUGGCUUUAUUACCUGUUUGAUGUAUACAUCCUCAUGUUAUGGUCUGUGAAGCGGUUUGGGUUACCAUAGUAAUGCAGCUACAGUAAAAAAAACAACAAAAAAACAAGCAUCAGUUACAUUUGAAGGUAGCUGCGUUCUGGACGCCCCACAGAUGGUCUGUGGUAGUCUGCACAGUCCUCUGAGGAGUAGCAGCUACUGCUGAAUGAUGCAGAGAUCCACACCCCUCUCUUCUACCUAGUAGUCAUUUUCUGCUAGUGCUUAUACCUAGGGAUGUCCUCCAGCUUAAAUAGGUGUCCAUGACUCACUGCCUUUAGAUGACUGCUGUGGUUGUGCAGGAGCGCAGGCAGAGGUGUUUUUCUACAGCAAGGUCUCGUAAUCUCACAAGGAUUCUGCAGCUGCAGUCGAAGAAACCUUGGUUUGCUUGACAAAAAGAAGAAAAAUCUCAAAACUGUGAUCGUACUACUAUUACUACUAAUACUCCACACUUCAGGGAUUGUUCUGCAUCUGGGAAUGCAGAGCUCUCAGCUACAUUUGUAAGACAUAGUAUUGUAUCAAUUUCUCUGUAUUUUAAUCAUGGGGAAAAAGAAAACACUAGUUUCAUAUAUAAGACAAAAAUAGGGGGGUACUUUUUCAACUAACACAAAGAGCCUUAACACAAGGCAGGGCAGCUGAAAACAAGUCUUUUUAGUUAGUAACAAAAUAUGUUCAGAAAUAGUUGCAAAGAUGUACAAAGAACUAAGAAAAAAAAGAAGCUCAUACCCAAAUCCACAAACUAUUUUUUAAACCAAAGCACAUUUGAAUGAUAUUGAACCGUGUGUGGCUCUGAAAAAGAUACAUAUGUAUUUAUCUCAUUGUUUACAUGAACUUUUACAGUUUUACAGACCUCAAUGGAGGCAGGGCCAGCCAGAGUGAAGGAUUUGUGAGGUUGUGUGUUUUGGGAGGGCUUUUACCACAGAGGUUGCUGCCAAAACAAAAGUAGGGCAUCAGGCCCGCAGCGCUGCUGCAUAUUCAUACAGGGGGAGAGCGGGGGAGGGUGCGGACGUAUUCCCCCUCUGCCAGCUGGCUCUAGGGUGACCUGGGACGCCCCUCUUGUCUGCCCGCAUGCCCUCUGGCCUGUGGUCUGUCUUCAGAUGGGCCAGCACCAGAGGAUGGGGGGAAGGGGGAGGUUAGGGGGAGACGUGUCCUUGACAUAUUAAUCAAAAGGCAUUGUUAGUCUCUGGCCUAGGGUCCUCAUGGACUUGAGGGCCAGCUCUACUGCUGGGCUUUCAGGGCAUGUGGGGGGUGGGGUUAGUUCUAGAACUCUUUAACGGUACUUCCAGGUUGUUUCUGCCUGGGUUUGGAGGGAGGGAGGGGUUUAGACACAUUCAUGGAUGUAUCUGUAGCUUGGGGUGGGCUACAUCUUUACGGGGCUGUAGGGUUUUAACUGUGAAUGUUCCUUUCUGCUUCUGUGGGUAUGUUCUAAAUUGAUGAUGAUGAUUGUGGUGACUACUUAGCUCCUGUUUUCUGUGGAGGAGAGAGACACAUGCCUCUGGCUGGCCUUGCCUCAAACAUAGUUGGUGCAAACACUUAUUGACAGUGUUCUUUUUUUAUCAAAUGUCUAUUGUUGUCAGUAAUGAAUGUAUUUAUUUCUGGUGUCCUGACCCGCCCCCCCCCAACCCCCUCGGUGAUGAACAGUCUUGGUAUUUGAGACUGGAGGGGGGGGGGACUCUUGGGUGGUAUUUGUUUUGUUUUAAAGAUUUCAAGCUGAGAAUCAAAAAUGACCCAAAACAGCCAUUAACCACAAAUCUGUGAAGGGGACUUUUCUGGGGAGAGCUGGUUCUAUGUAACUUUAAACGUCAUACAAACUCGAUGAUGUACACAUGUUACUGUGUCUGUCUCAGCUACUGCUACUACAGGCUGUAGGGGUUCUCGUUGUUCACUGUGGGUGUUUGUGCCCUUGUUUUUUUGGGCACUAAAAGAUGACUCACUGAUUGACCACACACUGGGGGGAGUUGAACUUUGACCUCCAGAGUGUGUGUGUGUGCGUGUGUGUAGACAGGCAGGUCAAUGUGGCCGGUCUCAAGCGAUAUACUGUAUCUCCUCAAACACUCUGCCUGGGUGCUGCCAAGAUUGCCAUGAUGUUUAAGACCCCCCCAACCCCUCUCCCCCAACACUUACAGCUCAGACCUCGUCAUCCACUCACACUCUUUCUCUGAAUGAUAGUGUUCUCUUAAUGACCUAGUAAUACUUUUGUCUUAAACGCCCGCCACUGUUUCCAUCAUGUCUGUUAACUUUUUUUUCUCCAGUUUUUACAAAGUAAUGGUAUGGUCCAGAUAGCUUUACUAAAAGUGCACUUUGUACGUUCUUUUUAAUCAUCUGGGCUGUCUAAGGCUGUCUAGUUGUGACUCAUAUCUCUCACUAAGGAUGACUAAAUAGGAGUUAGUCCUCAUAGAAUUCUUGUGUUCCUUUCCUACAUCAUAUCAAUGCAGUGUUACAAAGCUUUAAAGAAACCAUGUACAAAGAUCUAACUAGACGGUCGACAGACUGUCAGAGUUGACAUCACCUAACUGUGUCUCUGCUGUUUUAAUACCUCAGUGUUUCACCUUUCAGACUUUUCCUCUUUCUCCUCUGCAUCACCCCUAACCUCCCCUCCUCCCUCCCUCUCUCUUACUUCAAACCCCGACCUCCCUCCUCCCUCCCUUCCUUCCCUGACCCCUGGGCCCUGGAUGGCUCCUCACCUAGUCAGGGUUAACCUUGAGAACCUCCAGGACUAUCUAACCUUAAUUUACACCCAACCCAUAGUGCAUCCCAUCCCGUUUCAGACUAACCCUAACCCAACCCAGACAUACUUUAGCCUUUGACCUCUCUCCGUUGAGUCCUGAAACCAGUCCUGGUGCCAGUGCUUUCACCACACACCAGUGACUCGGCAUGUUUGUUCUGCUAUAUCCACAUCAGUAUUGACUCAUCGACUCAGAACGUUACCUCAGACACCUCAGUGUUUACAGCAAUACGCUAUCUUGCCAUUGACAAAAAGCUUUUCUGCGUUUGCGUUUUUUAUUACUCCUAACUGAGAGACCCUUUUAGGACCGUCCGGUUGUAACCAAAAUAUCAUCAUUUUCCAAAUAGUGUUUGUAACUUGAUAUGUUUUAUUUUAUUUUGAGCUCUCACUUGUUUUUCUGGCACUUUGGGAACUGAGUGCACUCCAGUUUGAUGGACAGACACUAUUAGCUGCUAAACUUGUACUUGAAAAUGUGAUUUAAAGAGUUUAGAGUGAAGCUGCUCCUCUCGGGGUCUGCCUUUACAUAAUGGAUGUUCUGGCAGGACUGGACCGGUAGGGUCAUUGACCAUGAAUAAUUGAGGGCCAACACCCCUUCUCCCUCUCUCUUCUCUCACAAAUAUACACACCUAUAGUUCUACACUUUCUCACACACACACACCUAUAGUCCUAUACAUCCCCACAUACCCCUUAAGGCCUACACGCUACAUAUACACUACACUUGCAUUCCAUUGUGUACUUCAUUUGCCUACCGCAAGCGCUCUAUACUUGUUUACACGCACACCUCCCCAGACCUCUGGUUGUGGCAGCACCCAGGCAGGGAACUCGUCUCUCCCCUCCUAAGAGAGCUCGUAUUCAGGUCAGAGCUGUCGCCGUGGCGAUGGGGCUCGCUAACUCAAAGUGUCAUAUGUAAGUGUAGCACGCUGACCUCAGCACUCUCAACCUUGCAGUCUUAAUGUACAGCGAUGAGGAAAAACAAACUGUUAUUUUACGAUCUUUUCAUUAAAAGCUUGAUCGAAAAUGGCUGUUCUGUUUGUCUGAUCUCUUGUUCCUCUGGUGUCAUGUUUU
Messenger RNA from Hypomesus transpacificus, 7978 nucleotides. RefSeq names its product hypermethylated in cancer 2 protein-like. The transcript has 2 exons. NCBI's taxonomy places the organism in Eukaryota, Metazoa, Chordata, Actinopteri, Osmeriformes, Osmeridae. Gene Ontology annotation, molecular function: protein binding; RNA polymerase II cis-regulatory region sequence-specific DNA binding; DNA-binding transcription factor activity, RNA polymerase II-specific. The record is from RefSeq and is a predicted model, not a curated record. Gene Ontology annotation, cellular component: nucleus. Bases 157 to 1959 code for a protein of 600 amino acids. Gene Ontology annotation, biological process: regulation of transcription by RNA polymerase II.